Messenger RNA from Durio zibethinus, 3044 nucleotides. The record is from RefSeq and is a predicted model, not a curated record. Lineage: Eukaryota; Viridiplantae; Streptophyta; Magnoliopsida; Malvales; Malvaceae.
GCCUAAAGCCCGUUUUCAAAACCCCCGCCCGUUAAACCCCAGUGGAAUCUAGGAAGUAGGGCGAGACUCGACCUGUAUUGGCUGCAAUGGAAGAAAACUAUGAAGAGGAAGCACCGUUGCCGCUGUCAAAGCCCCGGGGCGGCCACAUAAAGAAGAGAGCUCUCAAGAACAAAGCAAUUUCCGUUUCUUUCAACGAGAAGGAUCUUAGGGAUUACGUGACUGGGUUUCACAAGAGGAAGAAGAAGCGAAGAAAGGAAGCCCAGAAGAAGCAAGAGGAGGCUGAACGCCGCAAGCGUAUUGAACUGCGCAAAAAGAGAAAGUUAGAAAAAGAAUUUGUCCUAUAUGGGGGAGCGCCGGCCAGCACUGGCUCAGGACCGGAAUAUAGUGAUGAGAACAAUGAGGACAAAGAAAGAGAGCCAAUGGCAUCAGUUUCUGGGACAACAAUGUAUGAUAGUGCCAACAUGACUGUCACUGUGACAACCAGUGAGAUUUCUCGUGAGGAAGAAGACUUUACUAGUGAAAAGAUGCAUACGGCAAUGCUCGGAUCAGUUGGAGAUGUUAUUCACAGAAAGCACAACUUACCUUUUAUUUCUCGGCAACCAAACAGGCUGAGUUUGAAAAUGCAAACGAGGUUUAUGGAGAGGUCGAAUAGUAUGACGCGAGAGAAGAGAGGUUUGGAUUCGAGUUCUGGUGAUGAAGGACCUGAUAGGAAACGACCUGCUCUUGCUAGUGUGAUUGUUGAAGCUCUGAAAGUGGAUAGUCUGCAGAAACUUUGCUCAUCAUUGGAGCCUAUUCUUCGGAGAGUUGUCAGUGAAGAAGUGGAACGUGCUUUAGCAAAACUAGGUCCUGCCAAGCUUACUGCUAAAAAAUGCGGGUCUUCUCCUAAACGGAUAGAAGGACCUGAUGGAAGAAAUUUGCAGCUGCACUUUAGAUCCAGGUUGUCCCUCCCUCUCUUUACUGGAGGGAAGGUUGAAGGGGAGCAGGGUGCUGCUAUCCAUAUUGUCUUGAUUGAUGCAAACACCGGUCAUGUUGUCAAAUGUGGUCCAGAGUCCAUAGUGAAACUAGAUGUUGUUGUGCUUGAGGGUGAUUUCAACAAUGAAGAUGAUGAUAACUGGACUCAAGAAGAAUUUGACAGUCAUGUUGUCAAGGAGCGUGAGGGGAAGAGGCCAUUACUGACUGGAGAUCUGCAGGUGGUGCUGAAGGAUGGUGUAGGAACACUAGGAGAGCUAACGUUUACGGACAACUCAAGCUGGAUUAGGAGCAGGAAAUUCAGGCUAGGGCUAAAGGUUGCCUCUGGCUCUUGCGAAGGAAUCCGUAUUCGUGAAGCGAAAACAGAUGCCUUCACUGUUAAGGAUCAUAGAGGAGAAUUAUACAAGAAACACUAUCCACCUGCUUUAAAUGACGAGGUCUGGAGAUUGGAAAAGAUUGGCAAAGAUGGGUCGUUUCACAAGAGGCUCAAUAAAGCUGGAAUUUUUACAGUUGAAGACUUUCUACGACUUGUGGUUAGGGACUCACAGAGGCUGAGAAAUAUUCUUGGAAGUGGAAUGUCUAAUAAGAUGUGGGAUGUUCUUGUGGAGCAUGCAAAAACUUGUGUUCUAAGCGAGAAACUUUAUGUUUAUUACCCUGACGACGUGAGGAGUGUUGGCAUAGUCUUCAACAGCAUCUUUGAGUUGAGUGGCCUAAUUGCCAAUGGACAAUAUUAUGCAGCUGAUUCUCUGUCGGACAAUCAGAAGGUUUAUGUGGAUGCCCUGGUAAAGAAGGCAUAUGAAAAUUGGAUGCAUGUUAUAGAGUAUGAUGGCAAGUCUCCACUUGGCUGUAACGAAGAUGGUAGUGCAGGUGCUUCACAAGCCAAUUUUUCAAUGGAUCCGCAAGGUUAUCCAAGUUCGAUUAACCAUCAGCAGACUCUACCAACUCUGUCAGUUCCAGUUCCUUCAGAACAGCCUCCCAUGGAUUCUGGUCUAAAUGUUGGAGGUUAUGAUGAUAGUAUGGCUGCCAGACUUAUGAUGCAAUCACAAAACGUACGUCUUAAUGCUCAGACUCAGUUGAAUGGUGCUUCAUUCAGUCUACAGAACCCCUUGGUCAGUGCUUCACAGCAGGUCCAGCUUCCAGGAAACGAUAAUGAGCUAGCACUUGGUCCAUCUCAGUCAUCCAUGGCAGGUCUCCAUGGUGUCGGCACAUCAAAUGUUCCUAGUUAUAAGGGGGUUGACGAUUUCUUCUCAGAGGAGGAGAUUAGAAUGAGAAGUAAUGAGAUGCUUGAAAAUGAAGAUAUGCAACAUUUGCUUCGAAUCUUUAACACGGGAAGCCAUGGCCAGACUCCCUUUAAUGCUUCUGAAGAUGGUUAUCCUUAUUCCUCAACAUAUAUGCCCACCCCAUCUCUGAAUUAUGGUUUUAAUAAUGAAGCUUCUGGCAAAGCUGUAGUUGGGUGGCUCAAACUCAAGGCAGCUCUGAGAUGGGGCAUCUUUAUUAGGAAAAAGGCUGCUGAAAGGCGGGCACACCUUGUUGAGUUGGAUGAUUCAUAGAUCUAGCCUCUGAUGCAGAGCUGUCUGGAUGUGGUGUAAGCAGGCUUCCUUCCAUCUCCCUGCCUGAUUCUAACCCUAACAGACUAAGGACUCAAGGACUUGAGUUGUUGGCAGGGUCUGGCUCUUCGAAUCCUUGCAUUGCUUGGAUUCUACCUCUGCCAUCCAGGGACCUUUCUGCUUGUACAUUUCUUCUCUGUACAGUAAGCUUCCAUCAUAACAAGUAGGGUUUCAGUUCAUGUGGUGUCUUAAGAGUGGAGGCUUGAAAUGUUAUCAAGGGGGAACGUCUCCAGCACGAGUCCAAGUAGCAAGUGUAACGGAUGUAUCUUACUACUUCAGAUGACUAGCAUCUCUGGUCUGUACUAUAUUCUGUUAAUAUCUAACGAAAUAAAAAGGCAUGUUUAUGUUCUUGACUUGUAAUAAUGAAUAAUGAAAAAAAUAUAAUAGUGGUAGUGAUAACAUUGCCUGGGCAAAGUCCAACUGCUGCAUAAUGGAACUGUGUUUUAUUUAACCUACAGCUUUCUUCCU